GAUAAUAGUCACCUGCGGUACAGCAUGAGUGAAUAUACAAACUCUGUACAUUUUGAAAUAUAUAUUGUGUUAAGGUAACCAAUUCGAUUUUGUAAUAUCAUGAUUCUCAUCUAGGCUAGGAACUUGCUUUUAACGGCAGAUGAUUGCUUAUUCUACCCUUUAUUUACCGAACUUGAACUCGGCAAGAAAUCAUUACCAAAACCAUGCCCUCAAUAUUCAACCGAACCCCAGUCGAAGUAAGACAAAAAACCGAAAUCGAUCUUCUCAGGCGAAAAGUCACAGCACUAGAAAAGGAAAUUUCGGCAGAGAAGAAGAAUGUAGCUAGUUAUGUCAAGGUUGAAAAAGAUACUCUUGCCACCUGGAGGAAGUAUGUAGAGAAUUUAUUUAGGGGUCUGAGAGAGGAUUAUGCGAAUCUACAAGAGAGUUUGGAACGGACGGAAGCGAAUUAUAGGAAUAAAAUGGGAUCGCCUAGGUAUGAAAGAGAGGGGGUUGAAAGUAGUGGGGUUGGUAGAGAUGAUGAUCGGGGAGUGAAUGGUUAUGGAGCUCAGAGGAGUGAAACUGGCAGAGAUAGCAAUCGCGAUGAAGAUAAUUACGGUGUGCGAGGAAAUCAACGAGGACAGACGGGAGGUGUCAGAAGUUUCCAGACAAAGCCGGAGGGAGUCCGUGGAAAUCAAUGGUCACAGGGUGAUCGCGGACCGAAUGAUCAGGGAAUAAAUGAUGAUCAAUCAAGUCGGAAUGACAGUGGAAGUCAAGAAGAUCAAACGGAAAAGUUUGAGUCCGAGGCUCAAGAAGAUUCGGGCUUUGGGAAUGGAGGAGUCGAAUAAGUUCAAGAGAACGUACAAUGGGGAAAGUGAGAUGAAGAUAAAAAAAGAAGAUCAGGCGGCUAAGAAGACUAAGGUUGCAGACACAGAGUCGGCUUGGGAAUUAGAUAGAGGAUUGUAAAAGGUGGCUCUAGUUCAAUAUUUGGUAGAAAUAUUUCCCA
This is a messenger RNA of Botrytis cinerea B05.10, 982 nucleotides long. RefSeq lists its product as hypothetical. NCBI's taxonomy places the organism in Eukaryota, Fungi, Ascomycota, Leotiomycetes, Helotiales, Sclerotiniaceae. The transcript has a single exon. Bases 204 to 824 code for a protein of 206 amino acids. The record is from RefSeq and is a predicted model, not a curated record.